AUGGUUGCUAACACACGUAUCAGGCUAAUUACCUUUGACGCCUUUAACACUCUUUUUAGACAGAAAGUCAAUCCUAGUGUUAUUUAUGCUAAAGAAGCUCAUCGAUUCGGAAUCAAUGUUAAUCCCACGAAUCUUCAGGCAAAUUUUGGGCCUGUUUAUAAAAGUCAUGUAAAGGCAUUUCCAUUCUAUGGUCGUCAUCAAGGCAAAACACCUCAAUUGUGGUGGCAAGAGCUUGUUUACAAGACAUUCCUUAGCUCGGGUGUUUCUCAGAAAGAACUUGAUUCCAGCUUUGAUACCUUGUUUCACUCUUUAUACCAUCGAUUCACAUCAACAGAAAGCUAUGCUUUGUUCCAGGACACAUUACCUGGAUUAAAUAUCUUGCGUCAAAAGGGGUUUAGGAUGGGCGUUAUUAGUAAUUCAGAUGAGAGAUUAACGGAUAUCCUAAAGAGCUUGGAACUGGAAGGUUAUUUUGAUUUUGUUACCCUUAGUGUGGACGUUGGGCAUGAAAAACCCGACAAGGAUAUUUUUGAGGUUGCGCGUCGAGUUAAAGGCAAUUCAGACAUUGCACCAGAAAAUUGUCUACAUGUAGGCGACACAGAGAGAAAGGAUUACUAUGGUGCAUUAAAUGCAGGUUGGAACGCGGUCUUGUUGGAUAGAGAGAAACUUGAUUUUGAGGAACCUUUUGAAACAUCAGAUCCUAUUUUGAAAAAGAACACUCUGGUUUCUUUGGUAGAUUUGUAUCCUUUUAUCUUGAAGAACCUUCCAUAA
Phycomyces blakesleeanus NRRL 1555(-) is the source of this 768-nucleotide messenger RNA. RefSeq lists its product as hypothetical. Bases 1 to 768 code for a protein of 255 amino acids. The record is from RefSeq and is a predicted model, not a curated record. Lineage: Eukaryota; Fungi; Mucoromycota; Mucoromycetes; Mucorales; Phycomycetaceae. The transcript is spliced from 8 exons.